Molecule: messenger RNA, 727 nt
Organism: Cucumis melo (muskmelon)
Lineage: Eukaryota; Viridiplantae; Streptophyta; Magnoliopsida; Cucurbitales; Cucurbitaceae
Product: photosystem II 5 kDa protein, chloroplastic
Exons: 1
Coding region: 108-584 (158 amino acids)
Source: RefSeq, a predicted model, not a curated record
GUGUUUUGUGAAUGUGAUGUAAAGGAAAAGUUUGUAAAGGCAUAGAGAUAAAGCAAGAAGACGUGGCAAGAAAAUAGUGGUUAGAAAAGAUGUGUUGAGAUAAGGAAAUGGAUGAUGUCUUCAAUGGAAAGAAUCAACAUGAACCUUCAAUCACUUCACUUCCUCCCACACUCCCAAACAUAAACUACAUCCUAUUUCUCCUUCACCCAAUUCCUCAACUUAUCAACAAUCUCUCUAACCCCAAUUUCUCAAAUUUCCUAAAUAUGGCUUCCAUGGCUAUGACAGCUUCCUUCCUCCCCACCACCGCCACCAAACAACCCUCCGCCACCCCCCGUAGAGCCCUUAUUGUUGCCAAAGCAUCCACCUCUAACGAAACCUCCAAUGUCAACUUGGAGGUCAAGAAUGUGAAGGUAGAGAGCAGGCAAGGGCGGCGGGAGUUGGUGGCGGCUGCUGUCACAGUAGCUGCGGCAACCUUGGCGAAGGCGGCGAUGGCGGAUGAGCCGGCACGUGGGUCUCCUGAAGCCAAGCAGAAGUAUGCUCCAAUCUGUGUCACAAUGCCUACUGCCCGUAUUUGCCGCAAGUGAUUUUGAAGAGAUGUAUUUUUUUUCUCUGUUGUCUUUCUUCUUCUUGUCUAUUAAAACCCUUCCAUUUGGUUUCAGACUUUGGAGUUUGAUUGUAAAAUCUGUAAAACAAAGCUAUGAAUUGCCAUGAAUCUCUCUUCAUGUCC